Chenopodium quinoa (quinoa) is the source of this 2238-nucleotide messenger RNA. RefSeq names its product PKS-NRPS hybrid synthetase CHGG_01239-like. The transcript is spliced from 4 exons. The record is from RefSeq and is a predicted model, not a curated record. The coding region runs from base 1 to 2238 and encodes 745 amino acids. Gene Ontology annotation, molecular function: DNA-binding transcription factor activity, RNA polymerase II-specific. NCBI's taxonomy places the organism in Eukaryota, Viridiplantae, Streptophyta, Magnoliopsida, Caryophyllales, Amaranthaceae.
AUGGAAGACAACGAAAGGCCGGAAACACCACCCACGUUGGUUGCCGGAGGCUCGUCGGACUGUACGGAAUCGGAUUCUGAGUCCGAGGAUGGUGAUGGUGUGGAUUAUAGCAUACAUUUUUUGACAGACACUGUGUUUCCGAGUUUUGAGGAUGCCGUUCUGUGGGCACAAAAUGUUUGUCGCCCGCUCGGAUUUAUGUUAGUGAAGGCUUCUUACAAGACCGAUCGGAGUGGUCGGUCGUAUCGAUAUGUGAGUUGUGAUCGUGGAAAAAAGAGCAUGAUAAGAGACAUGAUGAACACGAUACGCAAAGACACGAAAAGCAAGGCAAACAGUUGUCCCUUCAGACUCAAGGUUGAGUAUGUCAGAGUAGUAAGUGGUUGGAAGCUCAAUUGCUUGAACGACACUCACAAUCAUUCUUUGGUUGUGUAUCCUGAGGGACAUCGACAAAUCAGCGGUCUUAGUCUUGCUGCUAAGCAGGUAGUUCGUGACAUGACUCAGGCACAGGUUCCACCUCGGCAUAUCAUGAUAACUCUUGUAGAAAAGUUUCCCGGAGACCAUCCAAACAUCAGGCAUGUCUACAACUGCAGAAGUAAUAUCAGAAUGGAGCGAUUCGAGGGAAGAGAGGUGGUUCACCAGGUGCUUCAUUUGGCCAGACAGAGAAAAUACCUUACUUGGGUUAUGACUGAUUCCAACAAUGUGUUGCAAUAUGCUUUCAUGGCACACCCGAUCAUGACAAAUUUGUUGCGCACAUACCCGUACGUGAUAGGUAUGGAUUCCACUUACAAGAAGAACCGAUACGGCAUGCCAUUCUUUGAGAUUGUUGGGGUCACACCGACAAAUCAGAACUUUCUUGUUACAUACGCAUUCAUGAGGUCGGAGUCCGAAGAAAGUUAUCGGUGGGUGCUUCAGUGCUUGAGGUUGUUGAUUGGUCAUCAUAGAGAGCCGUCGGUACUACUGACAGAUAGGGAGCUUGGUCUUUGUGCAGCGUUGAAGAGCGUGUUUCCAAAUACAAGACACAUGUUGUGUGUGUGGCAUAUUAACAAAGAUGUUGAGGCGAAGUUUACUUCCAUGUUUGAAAAAAAGAAGGAGAUUGGUGCCAAGUUCAAAAAUGGGAGGUGGAGGCAUGUGAUUAAUGCUACAUCUGAAGAGGCAUAUGAAAGAGAGCUUGUAGAGCUGAAAACCAAGUGGAGUCGAUGGCCGAAAGUGAUUAACUAUGUUGUGGACACUUGGCUCAUACACAAGGAGAAGUUUGUGAUGUUUUGGACAAAUCAGGUGCACUGCUCGAUUGAAAACCAGAUCAUAGCCAUUCGUAAUGGGUUAGAGGCAUGUAGAGCAACUCAUGGUCAAAAGUACAAGCAUAAGCCUUUGCAUCAGCUGAACGGAAAGGUAUCCCACUAUUGUCUGUCUAUUCUUCUUGGUGAGACGAACAUGAUGCGAGGGUUGAGUACGGAUGUCCAUCGACGUUGUGGGUGUGCUCUACGUACUACCCACGGGUUACCUUGUGCGUGCCAAAUAUAUGACUCGAUUACUGCAGGGAAGGGGUUGUAUACGAAGGACAUUCAUCCAUAUUGGAGGACCCUUGUCAUUGGAGCGGGUGUUGACAUUCCUGAUAUAGUUGAUGAAAAUGAUGAGGAUCGAGCUCAUUUCCGCACCCUUAUUGAUCAGGUUAUUGCCAGCGACCCUGUGAUGCUUAGGCACGUGUCUCGAGUGAUUGAGGGUGAGACGGAUCCUAACUACGAUGACCUUCAGGAGCCUCAAGUCAAUCCUCGAGUAAGGGGACGACCUCCCAAGAGAAGGAACAGGCGAGAUCGUUCGUUUUUUGAGCAUGUUCAGCGUAAUGGGCGAGAUAAUCGAUCUAGAAGUACCGGGUUCGACAUGCGACAAUGUAGAUACAGCUACGCGAUUCCCAACAUCAUGUGGCCUUACGUCGUAGGUGUUAAGGACAUAAGUGGAGAUGGGAAUUGCGAAUUUCGUUGCGUAGCAGAUUUUUGUUACGGAGAUCAGGAGGAAUUGCGGUUGGUUCGACAUCAUAUCGCAAAUGAGGUUGGUUCUCAUCCUUGGUUGUACAGCAUGAUUUACUACGACAUAUGGGGUCAACAGUUUGGUUCAGGACUGCAGAGGGAGGUAGACCGGAUCAGAUGGGAUGGUGAUGCGUGUGGACAGGAGCAUUGGAUGGUAGCACAGCAGGAUUUGUUUGCUAUUGCCACAAUAUGGAAUGUCAUGUAUCAUCAGGCCUAA